This is a messenger RNA of Chinchilla lanigera (long-tailed chinchilla), 2346 nucleotides long. RefSeq names its product C-type lectin domain family 17, member A (gene Clec17a). The record is from RefSeq and is a predicted model, not a curated record. Lineage: Eukaryota; Metazoa; Chordata; Mammalia; Rodentia; Chinchillidae. The coding region runs from base 108 to 1469 and encodes 453 amino acids. The transcript has 13 exons. Gene Ontology annotation, molecular function: signaling receptor activity.
GGCAGGAAGUCCAAGAUCACGGCAUAGGCAAGUUUGAAACGUGACUGAGGAGGGCUCUUCUCUCCAUCCAAGAUGGCACCAGAGGGGACUGUAGCAGGACAGAGAGGAUGGAAGUGACAGCUUGCUGUCUUCUCUUGUGGGUUCACCAUUUCUCCUAUCUGGAUGGAAAGUCCCGUGAAGGGAACAACUCACCCACCUUUGUCACCUACGCUGGGUGCUCUGUCGGGACCCAAAGACAGGGGCUGUGGCCUUUGCCACUUCUGGGCAAUCUUGGGGAGGAAAGACGAGCAUGUGUGAGAUCGAGAGAAUUUCUUCUCAAGCUGGAUUUGCAUGUACUUGACUUUAAAAGGAAAAAAAAAAAAAAAAGGAACCGAGAGAGUCCCCGGCCCCUGGGUGGGAGGAACGCCUGGCAGAAGCUACCGGAGCUGCACGCUCAGCGCCUCAUGCUCCCCGCAGUCAUGUUGAGCCUGUACAGCAACACUGGGCGGCACCCAGGCCUGGCAGGGAACUUGCAGGAGGAGGAGGAGGAGGAAGAUGGAGAUGACUACGAGAACACAGCGCCGCCCUAUAAGGACCUUCCCCCCAAGCCAGGUUCCCUGGCUCCGCCGAGGCCCCCCAAGGCAGGAAAUAAAGUGGAGAACCCCCCUCUUCCUCUCAAGCCCCCAAAGACUACAGCCCUGGAUCUCCCCGCAGUCACCUGUACGCCUCUUCCCUCGGGUGUCAACUUUCGGGAGCCUCCUUCAUUCCUGUCAUCCAUAACUACCUCAGCCCCACCAACUCCAGUGCCCUGGAUCAGUCAGAAGUCCGGGGGUUCUGGGUGCCGACGAGAGGACAGGUGGUUGGUGUUCCUGUGUCUGCUGGUGGUGACGUCGCUGCUCCUGAGUGGCGUCAGUCUCACCGUGGCCCUUCUGAAGUACCAGGAGGUGGCGGAGGCGCUGAGGAUGGUAUCCGUGCAGCAGCGGGCAUGGCAGGAGAACGUGACCGGCAUGGUGGGGCUGGCAGGCCUGAAGAAGGACAUUGACCGUGUAAGAGCUGACAUGAACCAGUCCCUGGUGGAGCUUCAGGGCUUAUUAAAAUGUACCAGGGUCACCUGCCCUGACAACUGGCUGCCCUUUGAGAGCAAGUGCUACUACUUCUCCCCGAGCACCAAGUCAUGGGAUAACGCCCGGAAGUUCUGCCAGGAGAACUACUCUCACUUGGUCAUCAUUGAUAGCCUUGCUGAGCAUAAUUUUGUGGCCACGGCUCACGGCUCUUCGCGGACUUACUGGCUGGGGCUGAAUGAUAAAGAGCGAGAAGGGGACUGGAGGUGGCUGGAUGGCUCUCCUGUCACGUUAAGCUUCUGGGAGCCGCAGGAACCCAACAACAACCUGGGAGAAGACUGCGCCAGUAUGAAUAAAGGCGGCACCUGGAACGAUCUCUCCUGCACCAAAACCACGUAUUGGAUUUGUGAGCGGAAAUGUUCCUGCUGAACCGGCUCUUGGAGGGGAGCCUCCUGCCCUGUCAUGAUAGGCUCUGCCUCUUGGCGAACUCACACGGAUGUGUAGCGGGUGGCGGCCUGGUUGUAGCACGUUCUCAGUGACGCCAGCCAGGCCAUCCGCUUCAGAAGGACGGUGAGCUGGAGGCCGCUGGGUCUUGGUGGUGUGAGUUGUGGGAUAUGGAGGACAUUCGUCAGAUUUUGACGAUCAUGACUCUUGAGAGGUGACUGAUGUGGGUGCUCUGGGUCUCACACUGCAUCAGGCUGCCACAUUCUGGCUUCUGUGCAUCAUGACAAGAUGGAACUGGAACUGGGCUCCUCUACUGCCCCCUUGAUAUGGAGCAGCGGCUGGGAAGUGGCUGGGGGUAGAACAACCUGAUGACCAAUGUUCUCAAUGUCUUAUGGGACAUUUGUACAAGUGAGGUGGCAGAAUCAUGCCUCUGCCGAGACCUGCCCUGUGGAAUAUAUUUAUUUUGUUUGUUUGGUUUUUGUUUUGGACACAGGGUCUCGCUGUGUAGUUCAGGCUGGCCUUGAACUCACUAUGUACUUCUGGCUGGCCUUGAACACACGGCUAUCCUUUUCUCAGCCUCUCGAGUGCUGGAUUUACCGGCAUGUACCACGACGCCUGUGGAAUUUCGAGAAAGGCAGAUCAGCUGAAAAGCAAGACUUCCACAUGGUAGAGCUGGCCCAUGCCGUGACUGGGUCAGGUCCACAGGACAGGGAUGGAGAUUCCUGCCUACAUGUGCACCUGAGCUGUGUUGUACACUGUAAAAUGUUUGAUGUUACCACUUCACAUCUGUGUGGACUUUUUGUGGCUGUUCGCUCUUGCAGUGUUAGUGCUUCUCAAAUGUCACUUCCUUGUGUGGUGCUGG